AGGGGCGUACCUACCGAUACGCCAAUACGCCAGGGCGUAUAAAUUCAAGCAAAAUUCAAAAAAUUGAUAAAGUUAGAAAUUCCAAAAAUGGAAUAAAAAUCAAGGGGCAUAGUGUAGGUCCCUUGAAAUUUAAGCUCAAAACUGACUAGAUCGAUCCUGUGAAGUAAUGUACAAAGACAUGGAAAUAAACGUAUAGAUUUCAAGUAGCCUAAUACCGUAAAUACGGUACUCGGCAGUUCUACUUUGUCAACGGGAAGCAACUCUAGCGAAGAUGGUUUUUAUCGUUGUUUCUAUUCGGGAUCCGAAUGAAUGUUUAGCGCUACAAGUUUUCAAGGCGGGAAUUUUAAAAUGUCUUUUAAAGAUGGAGAUUUCAUUCCGCCCUAUCCUGAUCCUUUUGGAGAUGGAGAAAGCUUCAAAGAAGUUAACAAGAAGCUCGUUCUUUUGACUCAACCAUGGAAUGAUGUGCAGGCCUUUAAAUUCCCAUCAAGGUAUGCUAGUGGAAGAUUUAGGACGCCACAACCGGCUUGGUUUACGUCUUAUAGCUGGCUGAGGUAUUCUGUAAAGCUGGAUGGGGUCUUUUGUGCCCCGUGUUUUCUAUUUUCUGGUUCUGAUCCCCGCAGCAAGGCACUGACAACAACUGUAGUUACAGACUGGAGUAACAUAAAAAAGAUUUUAGAUAAGCACGGGAAAUCUGAUAUUCAUAUCUCUAGUUCAAUUGCUGCAGAAAACUUUGUAGCGAUACAGAAUCGACAACAAAAGGAUAUUGAGUGCAGUAUAUCCUCAGCAUAUAAUGCUUUGGUUGAGAAAAACCGAAAAAUUAUGGCACUGAUUGUCGAUACCCUUAUGCUUUGUGGAAAGCAAAACAUUCCAAUCCGUGGUCACCGCGAAGAUGCUGAUUCUGACAGAAAGGGGAACUUUCAAGCACUACUAGAAUUUCAGGCUAAAAAUAAUCCAGUUCUGAAAGACCAUCUGGAAAAUAGAGACCCAAGGACGCGCUACACUUCUCCAAAGAUUCAGAACGAGAUAAUUGCCAUAUGUGGCAAACUUAUUUCUGAUGAAAUCGUCACCGAAUGUAAUCAGUCUCAAAUGUUCAGCCUGAUAGCAGACGAGGCAACAGACUGCGCUACAAUGGAGCAAAUGGCUCUUUGUGUGCGAUAUCUGAAGGGCAGCGAGAUCAGGGAAGAAUUCCUUGGUUUCUCCGAGUGCAAGAGUACCACGGGGGAGGCAUUGGCUAACGCCUUUCUUGAAAACCUCAGAUGUUUAGGAGUACAGAUGGACUAUAUAAGGGGUCAGGGAUACGACGGGGCCUCAAAUAUGUCCGGGUUAUAUAGAGGUGUCCAAGCCAGGAUCCGCCAACAAUAUCCUGAGGCAGUUUAUACCCAUUGCAAGGCCCAUUGCUUGAACUUAGCAAUUGUCCACGCAUCCAACUGCACGUAUGUUAGAAAUAUGAUGGCCACGGUGCAGACAGUAGCGUUUGCUUUUAACAUGUCCGCAAAACGUUUGCUAAAUUUUCAAGAAACUCUCGGAUGUGACCCCACCAGCCGUGAAGAAAUGGAAGAGCGACAGAAGCUUCAGUCGUUAUGUGAGACACGUUGGGCAGCUAGGGCCGAUGCUCUUCACACGUUUUUAUGCUCAUACAGAACUGUAGUAACAUCACUGGAGGACCUGGGUGCGAAUGGCGACACGAAGGCAGCUGCAUAUAGUCUAUCCGUGCUAAAGUUUGAUUUUAUAAUCACCCUUGUAACAGCGGAGCAUGUUCUUGCUGCACUUGUUGGACUAUCAACCAUGCUACAGCAGAAAGCCUGUGACCUCUUAAGAGCUGCCACAGAAACUAGAGUGGUGAUUGCUACAUUGAAGAAUGAAAGGGGCGACACUGCUGUUUGGGAUUCUUUGUACCAGAAAGCUGUGGAUCUUGCUUCGAAUGUAGGAGUCGAUCCCUGCAUUCCAAGAAACGUCGGACGUCAGAGAAAUCGCCCAAAUGGCCCAAGUGAUACAUCAUCGCAAUUCUGGAAAAUUAAUAUGUAUUACCCUUUUCUUGACCAUCUGUUAACAGAGCUGGAGAAUCGCCUUUUACAAGCAAAUCCUAGAUACAACGCACAAAUGCUAAUCCCAAGUCAGGUUUCAAAGUCUGGUCUUCCUGUAUCACAGUGCCGAGAACUAUACAGGGGUCUACAGACAUGCUUGGAUGUUGACGAAGAUACAUUCCUCCGUGAAUGUGUCUUGUGGAGGACGUGGUGGACUGAUCCAACACUAGCUGCCCAACGAGAAACGACUCCAGAAAACUUAAAGGAUUCAUUAAAAGUUACAAGUGAAGCAUUGUAUCCAAAUAUCAGGAAAUGCUUGGCACUUCUUAUGGUAGUGCCGGUCUCUACCGCUACUGCAGAGAGAUCGUUCUCUACAAUGCGUAGAGUUAAAUCAUACCUCAGGUCAACCAUGACGACUGAGAGGCUGUCCGGCUUGGGACUUCUGAACAUUUACCAGGAAAAGAAGCUUGAUGCUGAACGUAUUGUCGAUAUUUUUGCGGCUAAAAAAGAAAGAAGACUGGCUUUGAUAUUUAAAGUGUAGAUUAUAACAGAGAUGUAAAUGAAUAAAUAAAUAAAUAAAAACAUAAAAAUUAUAAUAAAAAAGAAUGAAUGAAUAAAUAUA
Molecule: messenger RNA, 2646 nt
Organism: Ruditapes philippinarum (Manila clam)
Lineage: Eukaryota; Metazoa; Mollusca; Bivalvia; Venerida; Veneridae
Product: zinc finger MYM-type protein 1-like
Exons: 6
Coding region: 310-2565 (751 amino acids)
Molecular function (GO): protein dimerization activity
Source: RefSeq, a predicted model, not a curated record